Juglans microcarpa x Juglans regia is the source of this 1862-nucleotide messenger RNA. RefSeq names its product heat shock factor protein HSF24-like. Gene Ontology annotation, biological process: regulation of transcription by RNA polymerase II. Gene Ontology annotation, cellular component: nucleus. Gene Ontology annotation, molecular function: DNA-binding transcription factor activity; RNA polymerase II cis-regulatory region sequence-specific DNA binding. Lineage: Eukaryota; Viridiplantae; Streptophyta; Magnoliopsida; Fagales; Juglandaceae. The transcript is spliced from 2 exons. The record is from RefSeq and is a predicted model, not a curated record. The coding region runs from base 669 to 1487 and encodes 272 amino acids.
CCUCCUCACCCGUACCGCCCUGCCUCUCUUUCUUCUUCUUCUUCUUCUUCUCGGAAAAUGUAAAUACGGUGCAAUCCACGCGUUCAAAUAACACUCGUCCCCAAAUCCCUUUUGAAAUGUACUGGAAGCUUCGCGACAGAAAGUCUAGAAUUCAACCAAUUCCCAUUUCAGAAUUCUCAUCUCUUUUCCAACUUUGAAAAACAGUAUGCUUUGCGGCUUUUGUCUGCCGUUUCUCAGGUGUCUACAACCCACGUCUUCGUUUCCCCCUUCUCUCUCCUAUUAUAAAAGUGUAGCUCCCUCGGAAUUUUGAAGAAGAAUAAUACCUCCGGGCCUUUUCUGGAAGUUAUGGUAUUUUUCUCAACUAAUCAUCAAUCUUCGUUGUUGACCAAUGGAAUCUGAUCGGAGCAACAAUCCGGUUCAUUCUCGGUUCUUGCUCUCAGGUUUUUAUUGCUGGGGCUGGGAGUUCUUGACCGCUCUCCUGCUUUUCAGUUGCUGAUCAAAAAUUCAAAAUUAAUCCCUGUAGUAGGAAACCGAUCGGAUCGUUCUCGUUUUCAUUUUAUUCAUCCUUUCUAGAUUUGCGUCUUUCUUUUUUUGGUUUUCUUUUUGUUUCGGGUUAAGGGAGGUCAUUUCAAAGGUAGGUCGGUGAGGGGAAAAAUCCGGAGGACAAAAUGGCGCAGAGGUCAGUUCCGGCGCCGUUCCUGACGAAGACGUAUCAGUUGGUGGAUGAUCCGGGCACGGACGAUGUGAUAUCCUGGGGUGAAAGUGGCACCACCUUUGUGGUGUGGAAGACUGCAGAUUUCGCCAAGGAUUUGCUGCCUAACUGUUUCAAACACAACAACUUCUCCAGCUUCGUCCGCCAGCUUAACACAUAUGGCUUUCGAAAGAUCGUGCCCGACAAAUGGGAGUUUUCGAACGAGAACUUCAAGCGAGGGCAAAAAGAUCUACUCUCGCAGAUUCGGCGUCGUAAAACGGUGAAUUCAGCACCAGCACAGGUUCCAGUCGUAGGUAAAUCUACGGGUGGCGGUUCGACAUCCGACUCUGGCGAGGACCUAGGUUCAACUUCUACCUUUUCUCCGGAUUCGGAUUCGGUGGAGACGAUGAAGACAACGCAGGUGACUGAUUUAUCAGGCGAAAACGAGAAAUUGAAGAAGGAUAACGAGAUACUAAGCUCGGAGCUGGCACAAAUGAAGCAGCAGUGCGACGAAUUGGUGGCAUUUCUGACUGGGUAUCUAAAGGUGGGGACAGAUCAGGUCAAUCGCAUAAUGCGGCAAGGAAGCUGUGGAUCCAGCCGCCAUGGAUUGUUUGUUGAGGCUAAUGGGGUUGAUUCCGACAAAGAUGAUGACGACAAAAACAACGGGACUGAAGAAACCGGGGAGAGUCUGAAACUAUUUGGUGUUUGGUUGAAUGGAGAUAGGAAGAAAAGGGGGCGCGAAGAGAAAAUGGGAUUUAGUGGACCCCAACCAAAGGAAAUGAAGGUUUGUAAUUGACGAACCAUAGUGUGCCACGUUAGCAGAAAAGACUACUUGGGUGGGUGCUUUGGAUAAGGGCUGGUGCACCCCGUUUAUUUAAAAAAAAAAAAUUUAUGUGGAACAGGAUAAAAGUAAAAGGACUAUCCCAGGGUUUAAUUUCUAAUUAAUUAGGUGUUUUUGAAGUGAUAAUGUACCAUGAUUAAGUGGUUGUCCCGGAAGGUAGAGCUCAAAUUAAAAUAAUGGAUCUCCACCUUCCUUCACUGUUAUAGUUUAUAUGCGUGAAAUUUGCACCUUAAUCACUAGGAAGUUGACAUUGUAAUAAUCGUAAGGUUUGUGCAUUGGAACAUUUCUAGAUCUGUAUCAUCAUUAAGUCAUGUACUUUUGGUUUUAUUA